AUGAAUGAUUUAAUUGUUCCAAUAGUCACAAUUAUCUUAAGUUUUAUAUCAAUUAUAAGUUGUGGAUUUGUCAUAUAUAUUUAUGGAAGAUUUAGAGAAUUAAGAAAUGAUCAAUUUACUAUUGUAUUACAGAUUAUUUUAUUCGAUUUGAUAUAUGAUCUCAUACUAUUUAGCGACUCUAUUGGAUAUUUGUUUUUGAGAAAUACUAAUUUUCAAUUGAGUGAAAAGCCUGUAUUAUGUCAGGCCUAGUCUUUUUUCUCUGUUUAUAGUGUUUUAUCAAGCACUUUUUGGACUUCAAUUAUAAUUCAUAGUUUGUAUCAUUCUUUAAGAGAGAGUGAAACAAAUUAUUAUAUGCAGUCAUAUUAUCCUGGAUUAGGCUAUGGAAUACCUCUGAUAAUAUCUAUAAUGUAUGUAUUGUUAGUGAAAAAGACCAAUAAUUAUUGAUGUAUAUGGUUAAUACUAUCCAAUGCCAUAAACAAAUUGUUUCUUU
Molecule: messenger RNA, 490 nt
Organism: Paramecium pentaurelia
Lineage: Eukaryota; Ciliophora; Oligohymenophorea; Peniculida; Parameciidae
Source: the annotation of a GenBank genome assembly